UGCUGCGCGGGAGGUCGCUGAAGCGCCGUCCGGAGACGGAUGCUACCGCGUCGAUUAAACAAGAUUGUUCUUGAGUCUUCUAGAGAUGUCCUUGAUCUUGUCUGCUUCUGUGGUCCGUGUGAGAGAUGGACUCCCUCUGUCUGCCUCGACUGACUAUGAGCAAAGCGUUGGUGUGCAGGAGUGCAGGAAGUACUUCAAAACUCUUGCAAAGAAACUUGCUCAGCUUCCAGACAGAUGUACACUGAAAGCAGGACGGUAUAACAUAAAUUUUAUUAGUUCGUUGGGAGUGAGUUACAUGAUGUUGUGCACUGAAAAUUACCCCAGUGUCCUCUCCUUCUGCUUCCUGGAUGAGCUUCAAAAGGAGUUCAUCACCACAUACAACAUGAUGAAAACAAAUACGGCUGUUAGGCCCUACUGUUUCAUUGAGUUUGAUAAUUUCAUUCAGAGGACCAAGCAGAGAUAUAAUAACCCACGGUCUCUGUCGACAAAGAUAAACCUUGCUGAAAUGCAAACGGAAAUCAGGCUGAGACCACCGUAUCAAAUUUCCUUGUCUGAAUUGGGUUCACCUAAUGGAUUACCACAUAUAUCCCUUAAAGAAUACAAAGGUACUGGAAAAAUAUCUGCAGCUCCUCACCAGCGACUGGAACCUGUGACACUGUCAGGGAUUGUUUCCUUUGUACUCAGCCUUUUAUGCGGAGCUUUGAAUUUAAUUCGUGGCUUUCAUGCUACAGAGAGUCUUUUACAGAAUGAGGGAGAAGACUUCAGCUAUGUUAUCGCCUUUUUCCUUGGUACAGCAGCUUGUUUAUACCAGUGCUAUCUGUUUGUAUAUUGCACGGGCUGGCGGAACAUCAAAUCCUUCCUAACGUUUGGCUUGAUCUGCCUAUGCAACAUGUAUCUGUAUGAACUGCGCAACCUUUGGCAGAUCUUUUUCCAUGUUACUGUGGGUGCUUUUUCAACUUUGCAAAUCCGGCUGAGACAGCCACAGGGAAAGUCUCCGGAUUACAACGUGUGAUGGUUGUCCUAUGAAAGUGGUAACCUUGAUCCAAGCAGUAUUCCUCUCAGGAAUUACAUAGCUUUUCUGUAAGAGAGAAGCUCCCUGUACUUGAAGGCAUUGAUGACUUGACAGUAAAAUUCUUCCUUCGAAAGAAGAACUUUAAAAAAAUGGAUUUGGGAACUGAGAGACAAAUGAGGUCCUCCACUGUGCAGGAGAAAAUACCCCCAAGGGGGGAAACCCCCAAAAUAUUUGGAGGGCAGCAUGAAAAUCUACACAUUCAGAACUAUGAAAAAGACAAGGAUGUGUGUACUGGACUCGUUUUGCAUAUCAAGUGAUUUCUGCAAUCCCAAACCAGUUUUGCCUUUGUGAGGCAGUAGAAUAGGCUGUAAUAAAAGGAUGGCAUUGCAUAUUAACAAACUGUUCAGUAUGAAUGAAUUCCUAAAUGCCAGAUUAUUGGAUUGCACAUCAGUUUAAUGGUGUGUGUCUAUGCUCUCCUUAAUUAAAACCUCACCCAGAAACCAUCUGUUCAUGGGGAUUAGCGCCUGGGCCUCAAAGGCUUGCCUUGUAGUGCUGAGUUAAUUAUGAAUUGCUUUACUUAUUUAUUUUUUCUUGUGCAAUUUGUUUUGAAAAAGAUUUGGAAAAUGACCUAUCUUCCCUCCCUCCUCCCCUGUAAGUAACAUGACAUUCUGUUUUCAGACCCUUGAUCUAAUGCUUGAAGAAUGAAAAGAAGUUGGCUGGUGAGAAGAGGAGGGACAGAGCAAACUGAAGAGGCUUUUUCUUUUCUGUCUUUGAUGUGAGGUAACGGCAGAGGCUGGGCCUCGUGCAGGCAGUUGACUAGCCUGAUUGAGAAAGAGCCUGAUCUCAAGCAAUUCCAGCUUGAAUGUGAUUGUUAAGAACCCAGUUUGGGAACACAGGAAUCUGAUGGCCUUUGCACUGGAUUGUAUGUUUGUAACACAACAGGUCUGUUGUAGGAAGAGAUGAGCAACCUAAGAAAUUACAUGAGAUAUGUGCAGUUUUUUCACCCAUCUCAAUCGGGCAACAGCCUAUGGAUGUAUUCUUCUUUAGGAAAUGCAAGUAUUUCCUAAUAGAAUAUACUACAACUACUUAAACUUGUUUUGAGAAGCACAAUUUGACCAUUUUGUGAUCUCUAUUCUUAACUGCAGCUUGUUUGUACAAAAAUGGGAGUGAGCUUUUCAAAGGUCGUAUAAUAUUCCUUACAAAUGCUUGAGAAUGCUGAGUGUGCAUGCUUAGCUUUUCCUAAAUUGUGCCUUGCAUAUUAGGAAGAAUUGGAAGGCCAGUCUUUUCUACUAAAGUAAGUGGAGGAGUCUCUGAACAUCCAGACAGUGUGGAGACUGAAGCGAUUUGUGGUUCAGCAGAAUGCCUGCUGGGGUUAUUCACAGACAUCCCAAAUCCUAAAUUAGCCAUAAGAUUAGGAAGCCUCUCCGCCAUUUCUAGGAGGCCAAGCUGUGCACUGGGGCAGAGUGCAGUUGUGGCAUAGUGGCCAAGUGGCAUAGACUGUAGGGGGAAGGGCACAGUAAAGGUAAGAUUCGAGCAGAGAAAUUUCAUAUUCAUUAAUUCCUGACAAGAAGGUUUAAUAUUUGGCUUCCAAAGGGGAUAAUCUCAAAAAGAGUUGUGUUAGAUCAGGGUUUUUCAAGCCAGCUACUUCAAGAAACAUUUUCUUUGUUGACUGACCCACGGAGAAGCUCUUGAGUACUGAAGAGUUGUUGCUUAACAGAUGUUUUUAUUUCCUUACUAUUGCUUUUGUUAGUGUAACUAAGCUCCUGUGCCCUAUCCAGUUAACACUGGUUACAGCAUGAGUUCAGGGUGUAAUGGAGGGGGUUGGGCUUCAAAUCUUAGUCCAUUGGGUAACCACUUUGUAGAGAGCCUCCUAGUAGGAUUCAGACCAUAGUCUGAACUGUUAAGAGAUCCUGAGUAUGCUCAUUGUGAAUUAACUCACAUUGGUUGGCCAUUGAUAUUCUGAUUUCAGAGGAGGAGGUAAACCACACUCAACCCACAUCUCAAGAUCCCAAUCUUUUGAGAUCUCCACUACUUUUAUUGCAGUAUACCCAAGUUCCGCUAGAUGGCGAUGCUCGUAUACUGCUCGAAUGGAAAAAUGCUGUGGAUUCUUGGUUUUGUAUAAAUACUCUUGUGCUUCACGUACUACACUUGUCCUACAGUGAGGGUAGGUUGCAGUGCUUUCCCCUAGAUUGCACUGAGCAGGCAGCCACUACCCACAUUGUGUGUUUGCAGCAAGAACAUAAUUCCUGCCCUACUUGAAAGAACACUUUUUUUUUGUUAUGUGGCUUGGGUGGUAAUGUGAGACUGCUAUUGAAGAAGCACAAUUCCAAAACCAAAUUUGUUAUCUUUUAGUUUGGGUUGUUGGUCAUUCCAUAUUUGGAAUCGGAUAUGAUACUAAAAUUUCAAGGGAGUGGGCAACAAACUAUAUUUUGUGAGAGACAAGCUGUAGUCAAGAAUCUGGUUUUGAAAGUGUACAAAAUUUGUCAAGAAGACAGAAGUAGCUUGUACAAUAUAAUCUGAAAGGGCAUGAGCCACAGUUUUGCAGGUAUACUCCAAAGGCUUCUCCCUUUACCAAUGUUAAUUUAUUUCACGAGGGGAAUAACAUUUUCCACGCAAAAAAUAUAACUCUCAAUAAACACAAAAUUAACAAAAACUUUUGUAUAGUACUGCAUGAACUUUAUAUACCUAUGGAGUAUCUGAAAGGAGGUUAGUGGAAUACAACCUAAAUAGCUAAUGAGCAAAAUCUCAUGUACAUAAUCACAGGGAUAAAUUUGGCAGUGUGAACUGAACUGCCCUUUAAGUGUAGAAUAGAGUGUAGA
Molecule: messenger RNA, 3831 nt
Organism: Eublepharis macularius
Lineage: Eukaryota; Metazoa; Chordata; Lepidosauria; Squamata; Eublepharidae
Gene: SEC22A
Product: SEC22 homolog A, vesicle trafficking protein
Exons: 7
Coding region: 86-1012 (308 amino acids)
Biological process (GO): endoplasmic reticulum to Golgi vesicle-mediated transport
Source: RefSeq, a predicted model, not a curated record